Molecule: messenger RNA, 3720 nt
Organism: Tachysurus vachellii
Lineage: Eukaryota; Metazoa; Chordata; Actinopteri; Siluriformes; Bagridae
Product: nuclear receptor coactivator 7
Exons: 16
Coding region: 518-2446 (642 amino acids)
Biological process (GO): regulation of transcription by RNA polymerase II; response to oxidative stress
Cellular component (GO): nucleus
Source: RefSeq, a predicted model, not a curated record
CUCAACAACUCGUGAUGUGAUUUAUUUCCGCCCGUAUUGCGUUACAAAUCAUUUCAAGAAAUAACUAAUAAUCGUAAUUACAAAUGUAUCGCAAUUCGUAAUGUAAAGUAGAUACAGCUAUGGAGAAUUAAAAGAGAACUCACAUCGGGAAUAAAAAAACUAAAGAAAAACAAUUUGGUUCUGCGGUUUCGAAGGUGAUGUGAUUGAUCUGUGAACUGUCCAAUCAUCAGCUUAGCUCUUGUGUCCGAGCCAAUCGGAGAGCAGAAGGCGGGACUUAGGAGGAACAAUACGCCUGUCAAAUCCAUGUUGAUAAUAAACCACAUGAUGGAGAGACGCCUGGAGCUCUGAUUUACACCGCGAUUGUAGCUGCUAUAUAUAGGAUAUGAUGAAGGAGGACGACGAUGGAAAGAAAAACAAAUUCCUUCAAAUCUUUUCUGGUCCACUGAACAUCUGCAUUAACAUCUGCGCUUCUGGAAUUUAGCCCCCAAAAAAAAAACAAAAACAAAAAAAAAACACAAUGGACAGUAAACAGAGGGAGAAGACGAGAAGCGGAUACUUCUGCAACGUCAAGAGCAGGCUGGGCACCAGGCUGCCGCCAGGCUUCACGCAGACUCCGGGUUUUGCCUCCGUGAGCGCUAACGUGGGUCAGGAUGAUGCUGAUACGGGACGCCAUCACAUACGGAACCCCAAACUGAGACAGUAUUACCUCAAAGAAACUGCUUUUCCAUCUGACAUGUUGACAACAAAGACACUGCAGUCUGUAGUAGAAUCAAGCAGGAGUGAUGAGCGAGCGGUUCAUCACGAGGACACAGUGUUCAGUAUAGCCUCUCGGUUUAGUGGCAGAUCAGCAGAUUCAACUUUAAUGACACAGAGAUUCUCAGCGACGCUCUCUGACCCUGUGUCUGAGCCCAAAGUGGAUGCAGUGACCCCGACGACCCCCAUAUCUCCAUCUACAGACGCAGAGUAUGACAAGCUGCUGGACGUGGAGGCGGUGUCGUUGCCUGACGGACAGCGCUGCCUGUUAGCACUGCCCCCAGAGUGCACACAGGGGGCGGAGUCAGCGGGCCUGCCGUGUCUGAAGCUGUUCUGUCGCUUCAUCACCGACCGGAAAGGCGUGGUUUCCGGUAUUCUCCUCGUAGCAGCCAAUAAGAUGUUCUUUGACCCGUAUAAGUCCCUCCCCCUGGUGCAGGAGAACGGCUGUGAGGAGUAUCUCUUCUCCUGCUCGGUGGACAACCUGUCGUCCGUCACCUUCUUCUCAGACAUCUCCAACGUUCACUUCAGCAGGUCCACACAGAGGUGGAAACGUCGUAAGAAAGCGUCGAAGUAUAAAAGUGUGAAAGAGCACAUCAGCGCACCUCAGUCCGUGAUGGAGGCAGCGGCGGCUCCGGUGUCUGUCGUGACGAGUGAGCUAGAAACGGAGGUGUGUGACAUGGCGGAGGACGAGGUCGGGGAGAGCAGGGACAUGGACGAGGUGGAGAGACAGCUGGAGCAGCUCGCGCUGGAGUUUAACAACAGACAACAGCUGUGUCCAGGAAAGAAGCUUUCAGGACACAACAGCAGAACCAGCUCGAUGAUGUUUCUGAGGAUGCGUCAGAAGCCCCAGCUGAUGAAGAAAAAGGGUUUUGGGAUGCCUGAGAUAAGAAAAGCUAAAACAGGAGCCUGCAGAGACGCCUGGUUCAUCCUGCAGCAAGAGAGUUCAGACGAGUUGUACGCCUUCCUGAGCCAACACUGGCCGGACCUGUGUAUCCUGGAAGGAGGAGGCGAGGAAGAGGCAGCAGAGCGCGAUGAAGACGACUUUGUGAUUCUCAGCGAAGGAGAAGAGGAAGCAGAGGAAGCGGGCAGAGACGGACGCCCCGGAGAGGAGUGGGAGAUGGUGUGUGUAGAGGACAGCAGAAUGAAGGAGUCUCUCUCUAUAGACAAAGAACCUGAUGGACUGAGUGACAUUGUGAAGCAGAGCCUCAUACUGAACACACAGCACGUCCGAGAGCUGUCGAGCGAGCUACCCCCUCGUACCGUGGGCAACUCGUGGAGAUUAACCUACAGCACCAGCAAACAUGGCGCCAGUCUCAAAACGCUCUACAGGAAGCUGAGCACCUCGGACUCGCCCGUUCUCCUCCUCAUCCGAGACGACAAUGAGCAGGUGUUCGGAGGUUUCCUGUCUCACCCUUUGCACCCAAGCGACACGUUUUACGGUACAGGAGAGACCUUUCUCUUCCUCCUUCACCCUCGAUUUAAGUGCUUCCGAUGGACAGGUGAAAACUCCUUCUUCAUUAAAGGUGACCUCGACUCCUUUGCCGUCGGCGGUGGAAGUGGACACUUCGGCCUGUGGCUGGACGAGUCUCUGUACGUGGGCAGGAGCAGCCCGUGUUACACCUUUAACAACUGCAGCCUGUCUGAGAAGAGCGACUUCCGGGUGCUGGAGUUCGAGGCCUGGACCUUCUGGUGAUCUGACGCUUCGUCGGAUUUGAGCCGGAAAAGGGCCGAGCGGUGACGGAGCGAGAACGAGAGCAGAGUAAAGACUGAUCUGAGGAGAUCUUUAAGGUCUGAGGAGCUUCUGAGGAGGAAAAGCAAUACUGGAUGGAUUCUCUGCAUAAGGAGGACUUCGAUACUGAAUACGUACAAUGCUAACGCAAAAACAAUAACAAUGACGUCAUACAGUACAUUUAACAUUCGCUCGUGGAUCGAAGUCCCAUGUGACCUCGAUGAAAGACGAUAAGUAGCAAAGCUAUAAAACAAUGAGAAGUUAAUAUUAAUAUUCUCACUUUCACGUCUUUCAGUGUUUAAACAAACCACCAUGGAAUAGCUUCUGAGCUACGUUUGUACGGUGCGUUUCCUUUUGAAACAGGAAGUUGAACUGCAUGACUGGUUUACACACCCACUAGCCAAUCGCGAUAGAGAUAAGCCCAACACCACGACUGAAGUCGAAAUAUAUAUAAAUCGAAAACAUCCCUUCCAAAAAAAAGUGAAAAAUUAUAAAAUGAAAAUUAAUUAAAAAAUUAAUUAAAAAAAACCAAAACAUUAUUACGAUAAUUUAAGGCAUUAGACUUAGGUCUCCUAACAAAACUUCCCUAUAAUUUGUAUUUGUAAUACAGAAGUCCAGAAAGACAAGAGGUUCAUUUUUAUUUAAAUUUUUUUUAAUAAUUUACUAAAAUUCAACAAUCGUACGCCGUACGACGCGCAGUAAAAUGCUUUAUUUUUGUAAUGAUUUGUAAAUUGUUAACCGUUAUUAACAUUAAUUCUAUUUAUUUAUAAUGAAUUAAAUUUAAAUAAAUACAUUAAUAUAAUAAAUAAGAUGAAAACAUUUAUAUUUUUUAUUUAUAUAAAUAAUUGUUAUUGUUCAUUAUUCAUCUUUAUUUAUUAAAUAAUUAUUUAAUUAAUAAUUCUAUUAGUAAAAUCAUGCCAUUUUGUUAUUUGGAAUGAUUUUUUUUUUUUUUUUUACACAUUUUUUUUUUUUUUAAAUCUUUGUUAAAUGUAUUUUGGAUGUUUUUAAUCAAAGAAUCGCCGUAACGCCGUUAUACAAGAGUAAGUCUCCGGUCGCUAAGAUGCUAGUCAUGCUAGUAACGCUAAAUAAAAACGAGUACAGAAAAAUGUAUAACUCACGACCUUUCUGGACUCCUGGAAUUGAUGCUAAUGUUAUAUAAUGUUUUCAAACAUAAUUUAGAAAUUAAACCAUUUUAAAGAUUUAAAACUGGAUUAAAGUUCAAAUCUGAUUAAAUUUUA